AUGAAAGGGGUGGGCAGGAAAAAGCUCUGAUGUCAUAUAUGUACACAAGGUCUUCACAUUGGUGGAGUUGUCUUUUAAACUGUGCACAGAAUAGAGGGAAGAAGAAUGGAUUAAAUAACUGGAAGACAGCGAUUAAUGACCAAAUGUGAUCAAAUAAGGUUUACACCAGAAAUUCUCUGAAAAGGAAUACACGGAGAUACUACUAUGGCUCAGAACGGCUGUGAGCACAGUGAAAGGGUGCUGACGAUGGACACGAUGAACCCUAACGUUAAACGCGUAGAAUACGCUGUACGGGGUCCCAUAGUGCAGAGGGCAGUUCAGAUCGAAAGGGAACUCAAUAUGGGAAUAAAAAAGCCGUUCACAGAGGUCAUUAAAGCCAACAUCGGUGACUGCCAUGCUAUGGGCCAGAAACCCAUCACCUUUUUCAGACAGGUCUUGGCAUUGUGCUCUUAUCCAGAUCUUCUAGAAGACAGCAAAUUUCCAGAAGAUGCCAAAAGUAGAGCUCGCCGCAUUCUCCAAGCGUGUGGUGGUGGAAGUCUCGGUGCUUACAGUAUUAGUCAGGGAAUUGAAAUGAUUCGGCAGGACGUCGCACGCUACAUUGAACGGCGAGAUGGAGGAAUCACAUGUGACCCUGACAACAUUUAUUUAUCCACAGGAGCCAGUGAUGGGAUUGUGACAAUGCUUAAGCUGCUGGUGUCAGGAGAAGGAGUGUCUCGUACAGGAGUGAUGAUAUCCAUCCCUCAGUACCCACUGUACUCCGCUGCUCUGGCCGAUUUGGGUGCAGUACAAAUCAGUUAUUAUCUGGAUGAAGACAACUGCUGGAGUUUGGACAUCAAUGAGUUACGACGCGCCCUGCAGGAAGCAAAGAAGCACUGCAGCCCUCAAGCACUGUGUAUUAUCAAUCCUGGCAACCCCACAGGUCAAGUGCAAAGCCGGCAAUGCAUUGAGGACGUUAUCCGAUUUGCUGCAGCAGAAAAACUUUUUCUUAUGGCUGAUGAGGUCUAUCAAGACAAUGUUUACGCGGAAGGGAGUAAAUUUCACUCCUUUAAGAAGGUGCUGUUUGAAAUGGGUCCAGAAUACUCUGAGAAAGUGGAACUUGCUUCGUUUCAUUCAACGUCAAAGUGCUACAUGGGAGAGUGUGGUUUUCGUGGUGGUUAUAUGGAGGUUAUAAAUCUAGAUCCUGAGGUGAAAUUUCAACUUACUAAGCUGGUGUCAGUGCGGCUGUGUCCUCCAGUGCCUGGACAGGCUCUUCUAGAUGUGGUGGUCAAUCCACCCCAACCAGAUGAACCCUCAUAUGACACAUUUAUCAAGGAGCGUACAGACACUUUGGCCACACUGGCAGAGAAAGCCAGCAUGACACAAGAAAUCUUGAAUCAGGUCCCAGGAAUAAAAUGUAACCCAGUGCAGGGUGCAAUGUACACUUUCCCACGUAUCCACCUCCCACAAAAAGCCAUCCUGGAGGCCAAGGAGAAGGGACAAGCUCCAGAUAUGUUUUACUGUAUGAAGCUUCUGGAAGAAAAAGGCAUCUGUUUGGUUCCUGGCAGUGGCUUUGGGCAGCGAGAUGGCACCUACCAUUUCAGAAUGACCAUCCUUCCUCCAGUAGAGAAACUGAAGAUAGUUUUGGCAAAGAUUAAGGAGUUUCACCAGCAUUUUGUGGAGCAGUACUCUUAACCCUGGCCAUCCACUGACACAUAAAGCUACAGCACUCUUGAGAUGUGCUCUGGAUAAAUGCCUGCUGCAGUGCAAAUGAAGUACUGUCUCGCAGCUCACAAAGUGCGAGAUGAACACAGGCAUGCUGACAGUACACAACCCCACUGUGAGUGUAAUCACAGGCUUCCAUUAAAGACAGUGUCAAAGUUGUUCAUGUCUAUUAAUGAUUCUGUUAUUUAUUAUUGUUUUUGUAUGUUCACUGUAUGAUUCAUUCUGUUACUAACAUUGCAGUGUAGAGAAAGUUAACAUUGUAAAUUUCAAAAAAGACAAUCUGUUAGCCUUAUUUAUUUACAAUUGAUUCAUUUAUAUGAGUAAAGAUACUGAAAUGAAAUAUUCUACAUGACAUUAAAUACAUUUCAAAAAAUAUUUUUGUGCAUGGUUUAUCCCAAGUUAAAGUCAGUCACACAAAGUGUGAGUAUGAUGGUGCAUUCGUAUAGCCGGUACUUAUCAAUACACAUUGCCAAUAGCUCUGGCAGGAAGGAUACUUGCGUACUACUCUCUGCUGACUCGGCUCUAGAAAGGGAAUGAACUUUGAAACAAAGCCAUAAAAUAAAAAUCAACUAAAUUUAACAACAGUGACCAAAAAAAAGUUUUAUUCUGGAAGUUUAUUUAAUCUCUUUUAGCAAUAUACACAAAUAAGCACCUCAAACAACAUAAAAUGACCAAGUGAUUCAACAAUACUUAAUAUAACCUUCC
Molecule: messenger RNA, 2406 nt
Organism: Labeo rohita (rohu)
Lineage: Eukaryota; Metazoa; Chordata; Actinopteri; Cypriniformes; Cyprinidae
Product: alanine aminotransferase 2-like
Exons: 12
Coding region: 205-1671 (488 amino acids)
Biological process (GO): biosynthetic process
Molecular function (GO): L-alanine:2-oxoglutarate transaminase activity; pyridoxal phosphate binding
Source: RefSeq, a predicted model, not a curated record